AUGGCUUCCUCCAUCGAAAACUUGAAAUCAUUUGAUCCAUUCGCCGACACUGGCGACGACGAUACUCAGCCAACCAACUACAUCCAUAUCCGUAUCCAGCAGAGAAACGGCCGUAAGACCCUCACCACCGUGCAAGGUUUACCAGAAGAAUAUGAUUUGAAGAGAAUCUUGCGUGUCUUGAAGAAGGACUUUGCCUGUAACGGUAACAUCGUCAAGGACGAAGAAUUAGGUGAGGUCAUCCAAUUGCAGGGUGACCAGAGAGUCAAGGUGAUGGAAUUCUUGACCACCCAAUUGGCCUUGCAGAAGAAGAACAUCAAGAUUCACGGUUUCUAA
Babjeviella inositovora NRRL Y-12698 is the source of this 333-nucleotide messenger RNA. It is a transcript of the gene SUI1, whose product is annotated as translation initiation factor eIF1. Lineage: Eukaryota; Fungi; Ascomycota; Pichiomycetes; Serinales. Gene Ontology annotation, molecular function: RNA binding; translation initiation factor activity; ribosomal small subunit binding. Gene Ontology annotation, cellular component: eukaryotic 43S preinitiation complex. The record is from RefSeq and is a predicted model, not a curated record. Gene Ontology annotation, biological process: translational initiation. The transcript is spliced from 2 exons. Bases 1 to 333 code for a protein of 110 amino acids.